Messenger RNA from Lineus longissimus, 12332 nucleotides. Its product is annotated as FRAS1-related extracellular matrix protein 1-like. Lineage: Eukaryota; Metazoa; Nemertea; Pilidiophora; Heteronemertea; Lineidae. The transcript is spliced from 12 exons. Bases 215 to 8338 code for a protein of 2707 amino acids. Gene Ontology annotation, biological process: cell communication; anatomical structure morphogenesis. The record is from RefSeq and is a predicted model, not a curated record. Gene Ontology annotation, cellular component: membrane.
UUUAGGACACAUAGACAGACAGACUGGUGUUGUGGUUAGCGUUCGUGUGAUUUUAGGGAAUAUUAUUGCAAUAUUUCAUAAUAUUUUGGGACUAGAUCUUUAUUGCGGUAAAUUACUAUAAAGGGCUGGCUUGCCUUCAGAUGUAGCUAGCGGAGGAUAUUGAACAGAAGCUGACUAACACUAGGAAUAUGUGAUACGCAACGCAAACACCAUCAUGGAUAAGUUGGUGUUAAGUUUUAUCGCAAUAUGGACGGUAGCGUGGUGUGGUGCACAUGCGAGCAUUGUUCGCUCAAAACGAGAGGUCUCCGUUCAAAUAGGCCGCUCUGUAUAUAUUCAUCCUGAUGACUUGGUGCUGGACGGCGGGACGACAUGUAAGGUUGAGUUGGACGUCUUCGAUCCGAUUAGCCAGAGAGUAGGAACACUUGAGCCUAAGGCUUUCGAUUGUCGAUUUCAACCAAAGUCGGUAAAGUACAUCCACAAUGGCUCUCCCCUAUUAACAAAGGACAGUAUAAAGCUCCGUGUGCACAAGUUCUCGAAUCGAGAGACCGUCACGGAGAUUGUCUACCUCAAAAUUAACAUCCUCAAUGAAGCAUACGAUGUGUUCGUCAUCGGAAAUCCAACACCGCUGUCGGUGCCGACGUUCAGUGGAUAUUCUAACGCAAUUGACGCUUCGAUUCUACGAUUUCGCUAUGAUAUGAGGAAUAAUGCGACGUGUAUGGUCGGUUUUAGCCACUACGGCACUAACUAUCCUCUGGUUGGUCAGGUUGUGAUGGGGCAGGAUAAUACGCCGAUCGACGCCCUCUGGAGGGAAUGUCAUGAGUUUCUGUUCCUGGGAUUACAAUAUCAGCACCUUGUGCCACCAACGCCAGACAUGGAUUACAUCCCGCUAAAAGUUCAAGUUAAUGAUCCGUUAAAGGGGAUCAUAAUUGAGCGGUUAUAUUUACCGAUUAUUAUAACGGGGGCAUUCCCUAAUGUGCCACCUAAUGCUGCGUUCAUGAAAGCAUACCUCAUGGAUGUUGAUCAGUUUGUGUUGACGAUUGUAUCGCCAAACAUUAUGGGUGCAGAAGAUGAUGAAACACCGGAGCCGCAGUUGAUUUACAACAUCAGUCGCCCGCUUGGUCCUGGCGAGGGAUACCUUGUCAAUCUCGCUGAUCAUACUCGCCCAAUCACGUCAUUUCUUCAAGCCGACCUAUCCAACCUGAACAUUGCCUACCAGCCGCCAAACAUAAGCUACACUGACAGGACUGACUUCAUCAUUGAGUUCACUGUCUACGAUAGCCAUUUCGCUAGAAGUUCUCAGCCAAUCGUCUUGCACAUCUCCGUCAGACCAUCGGAAACGAAAGCGCCUAGAGUUGCCCUGAAUGCCGGAUUGACCUUGAUUGAAGGUCACUCGGCAACGAUCAGACCGAAUAAUCUGCAAGUUGUCGACAAGGAUAAUAUCGAUAGGGUUCACUGCUUGGUUAAAGCCGGUUUGCUCCAUGGCGAUAUUUUGGUUAACGGAAGAAAACAGAUGUCGUUCUCUCCCCGGGAUAUUGAGUUGGGACACGUGGUGUAUUACCAUGAUGAUACCGACACCACCCGCGAUCAGGUCUUGCUCCGUAUCAGCGAUGGCCUCCACUCUAUUCAGACGACGCUUUUCAUCCACAUCAUACCAAAAGACGACAGUCCGCCGACCCUUGUCAACAAUAUUGACCUGGAUGUUGCCCAAGGUGAACUCGUACAAUUCAAGGAGCAGAAAUUGAGCGCUCAUGAUAGCGAUUCCAAUGAUUAUGACAUUGUUUAUAAAAUUACCAGUGCUCCAGCGUUUGGUGAGAUCAAGCGUAAGAUCAGCUCAGAUUCGCCUGGACACAUCGCAAGCAAAUUCACCGAGGAGGAGCUGAUGAAGGGAUUCAUUUAUUACAAACAAAGCAAGGAUACGGACUCAUUGACUGAUACCUUUAGGUUUACCUUGCUGGACCAGAACCAGCCUCCGAAUGAAUCUGGGGAGUACCUCACCAUGAUUCAUAUCCACCCAAAAAAGAAUUUCCCACCGAGGAAGAUCCAGAAUACAGAGGGCUCCAUUGUGACGAAAGAAUCUGAUGUGGUCUUUAUCGAUAAGUACCACUUGGGUUUUGAGGAUCCCGACAGCAAAGACGAGGAAAUCGUCUAUUCUAUAACCGCUCAGCCAUAUUUUGUCGAUUCACAGGAGACACUUGAUGCCGGUCGCAUCAUCAAUACGAAAAAUCUCAGCAUGGUUAUGAAAACACCUGGGAUUCCUGGUAUCUCUUCCUUUACGCAAGCGGAGAUCAACUACAUGAAGAUUGCGUACAUGCCCCCUAUGAAGGACAUCGGGACAGACCCGAGACUCCUCCGGUUCCACUACACCGUCAGUGACUUAUCCGGAAACAUCCUGACCGGUCUGACGUUCCAGAUAACGUUGAUGCCGGUCAAUGAUCAGAUUCCACAACUUAUGAUCAACCCGUUAAGCGUGAAGGAAGGCGAGCCGGUAGCUUUGACCACGAAUGAGAUCUUCGUCAUGGAUGUGGACACGAAGAUGGAGGACCUGGUCUUGACGUUCGACGUUAUGCCGAGCCGAGGUUUGCUUAAGAAAGAUGGUGUUGUCAUGGCAGUGGGUGACCGCUUCUCUGUCAGUGACCUGAAGAGACGGAAGAUCUCGUAUUACCAUGAUGGAUCUGAUGACAGUGCAGAGGACAGUUUCGGUGUGACCGUGUCUGACGGGAUGUUCCGCCUCUCGAAAGCCAUCCCGAUCCAUAUCUUACUCAUAGAUGACCAGCUACCUUACCUUACUGACGACAGCAGUAGCCAGCUGGUCGUUACAGAGGGAGGAGAAACAUUUAUCACACCAGCAGUUCUCAGUGCAGAAGACAAGGACACACCUGCGAGCAAGAUCACUUACAUCAUCGUGCAGCCUCCCACCAAAGGUUCCAUACUGAAAGGGCGACAGAACAUCAAUCGGUUCACCCAGCAGGAAGUCAACGAGAACCAAAUCAAGUAUAUGCAUCGUAGUGGAGAAAUUGGAUAUAAUUCUAUAACUGAUGCAUUCAAGUUUAUAAUUGCUGAUAAAGUAUUAACAUCGAUGCAAGAUGUCAGUAUCUACCAGUUGAAUGUGACAGUUCUCCCUGUGAAUGAUCGCGCUCCGAAGAUUGUUCUGGGUAAUCCUUUAAUUGUCAAGGAAGGCGGGAUGUCGCCGAUUACGUUUGAUAUCCUGGGUGCCCAAGACGUCGAUUCCAAAUCAGAGGAGUUAACCUUCUUAAUCGUGAAACAACCUGAGUGGGGUUUUGUGGAAAACACUCGGCCAAACCCUGGGUCAGAAAAAAGCAAUGCAGGGAUUUCUAUUCAGAAGUUCACCAUAAAAGACCUCCAGGAGGGAAAGAUCAAUUACGUUCAGGCAAACCACAAUAAAGUGGAGCCACUGACGGAUCAGUUGGUCAUUAAAGUGACGGACGGGGAACUCUUCUCGCGUGAAACUCUCCUGACGAUCAACAUCAUACCGCAGAAUGAUGAGACACCGGUCAUUGAAAUGAUGGACAUUGUUGUCGAGGAAGGUCACGAAAUGUCAAUCGAUGACAAAAUUAUGACUAUUUCUGAUAUGGAUGAGCCUGCGGAUAGGCUGAUGGUUUCAGUCGUCCGGGAACCAGAUUACGGCAAGAUCAAGAUGAUGAUUGAGAGGAAGAUGCGUGGAGGGGAAGAAAUGGUUGAGAUACCGAUGCAUGACUUUGCGGCGCGUGACAUGCAAAAAGACAUGCGCCUUUACUACAAGCAUGACGGAUCGGAGUCCUCUGAUGACCAGUUUACGAUUGAGGUUUCCGACGGUUCCCAUACUGUUCGUAAAACCGCCAAAGUCCACAUCAAGAGAAUGAACGACGAGUCACCAGAAGUAAUCAAGAAUGCUGGUUUGAGGAUCUUGUACGGCGAGGCAGCCUUUGUUUCCAGUGCCAUCUUAAAAGCCUGGGAUAUCGACAACGGGCCAGAUGAAGUCAACUUCAUUUUGGUCCGUAAACCGAAGCGGGGCGUCCUACAGAGAAGGAUCCGUGGUCCGUUAGACAUCCCACAAGAUGGCGUCCUGGACCCGGAUGUUGAUGAUGUUAACGGUGAAUGGGAGGAGAUCUCUGAGGGCAUGAACUUCACGCAGCUUCAGAUCAAUAAGAACCUAAUCCGGUACACACACACCGGCGAUAUGGGAAAGAUGCAGGCUGAUAACUUCAGGUUCAAGGUCACUGACGGUCAGAACUACUCACCCGACGAAAGCUUUGAGAUCGAAAUUGAGCAUUCGCAAGUCUCUGAGAUUGCACUUCUUGCAAAGGGCAUGAAGGUCAAGGAAGGACAGCGCGUCAUCAUUUCGACUGACAUCUUGAGUGCAGAAGAUGGGACAGAUCUCUUCAAUAGGAUCAAGUUUAACAUCCUCCAUCCGCCUUUGUUCGGUCAGAUUGAGUCCCUGAAUGCUCCAGGGAAGGCUUUGAAGGAGUUCUCGCAACUAGAUCUGGCUGCACGCAGGAUUGUCUACGUUCAUACGAGCCGGUCGGAGUCCGUCGAGGACUGGUUCAAGUUUAAGGUAUCCAACGGCUACCAGUCGAAAAAUGGAACGCUCUUCAUCCAUAUCAUUCCGACAGAUCGUAUCACACCAACUCUUCUGAAGAAUAACGUCUUGUUUAUCAAACGUGGAACGGAACGUGCCAUCUCGUCGACGUAUCUCCUUGUCACGGACCCUGACACCAGGUCAACAAACUUGACUUUCUUUAUCAUGAAGGCACCAGACCACGGAGAGCUUCUCAACAAGGGCAUCAAAAUCAUCCAAAAGUUCACCCAAGAUGACGUUGACACUGGUCGCAUCACCUAUAAGAACUUCGGAAGCCAGGCUGUGCAUGAUUACUUCUGGUUCGCAGUCACGGACAACAAGCAUAUUGGAUUCCUGGUCAACGGAAGUCUCCAUUUAGACCCUGUCAAGUUCACUGUAGCCCUCAUAUCACUGGAUCCCACACCACCUAUCAUCGUACGCAACAAACAACCAACGAUGUUAGAUUCGUUUGAACGUAAGAAAGUUGGCUACAUCAUCAACAGCAGGUUUCUCAAGGUGACUUCAUCGCACGAGCCGGCAGCUAAUCUGCAGUUCAUCAUUACGGCCAAACCAAAGUUCGGCCAUCUUGAAGACAUUACGAGGAAUAAGGCUAUCAAGAAGAGAUUCACGCAAGCAGAUCUUGAUGGCGGCCGCGUCGCUUACAUCAUUGACUCCAAGAAUAAAUCGGUCACGUACGACAGCUUCAUGUUCAAGGUUUUCGACAGCAAGAGGAAUGAGCUAGCACCACAAAGGUUCGGAAUGUCAUGGCCGAUGAUCGAGUUCACACGCCUGGAGUACAUCGUCUGUGAAGAUGUUGGUACUUUGUCGGUCGGACUUCGGAGAGUCGGAGAGACGAGCCAGUCAUCGUAUGUCAGUGUCAGUGUGAGAGAGAUGUCGGCCAAAGCUGGGGAAGAUUUUGGAUCCCAGACGGCCGCUCAGAUACAAUUUGACCCAGGUGUGAAGAUAGUGAGCUGGGAAAUAGCAAUCAGAGAUGACGGCCUUCCCGAGGGCAAAGAGAUGUUCAAACUGUUGUUGCGGUCCCCCGUCAAUGCUAUCAUUGGAGAAUACGAUAGAGCUACAGUCAAGAUUAUAAACAGAAAUAAUGCUAAAAGGAAAUGCAUUGAGGUCCCCGGCAUGAUCCACAAAGGUGGUAUCGUACCUUACAAUACCCACAUCAGACCGUCCUCCGUCCUCAAAACCGAAAAGGAAACUGUCUACACAUUCCAUGGUAUAAGUGGUUUGAGAACAGAUAAGAAAUCGAGCAGUCGUGAUGAAAAUGACGAUGAUGAGGAAAACGAUAAAUUUGCCUUGGAUGUAUCAGGGAAUAUGAAACCGCUAAAUGAUGGCACCGGUGCAGCUGCUGGUAGUUCUAGUUCCGGUUCUACUACCCCGAGAUCUAUGAAGGGCAACAGAAAACGCGGCCGCAAGCGCAAUGAUAGGAAGAAGAAGAACAUGACACGUAAACAGAAAAAGAUUGCUCGGUUUUGGGAAAGGCGUGACCGAAUGAAGAAGAAGCUUCAAAAGAAAUUGCGCCAGAAAGGCGAACGUGUUGCUUUGAGGAAAAAGAAAAAAGUCGAUGAUGAUGAUGAUAGUGAGGAGGUCAAGGGGCCAAAGGGGAAAGGGUCCCGCCGCCGUAAGAAGGAGAAGGUGGAAUCGUCACGGAGGCAACAGACGCCCGAUUCCAGUACAAGCUGGAUGUACAAUGGUGGGAAGGGUGCUAGCUCCCUGAGUACUGACACUCGUAAAGAUUCAGGCAGAAGUUCAAGCUUUGACAGAAGUUCCAAGUCUAAUCGAGGUUCAACUGGCAAGAGCGCCAUCGCUAAGAGUGACUCUGGGCGUGGUAUGACUGAUGAUAAGAUGAAGGAAGUGUUUGAUAGUAUGGACGGCAGGGUCGUGAAUGCAGGUGAGGUAGACUCAGGGGAGGGUCGGAGGAAAAAGGGGAAAAAGAAUAAACGUCGGAAGAAAAAGAAGGAUCGCAAAAGAAAGAAGGGGGAUGAGGGGGCUGUUGAUGAAAAGGGGGUUGAGAGUGAAAUUAAGGGAGAUUUGGCCAAUAAUUAUGGUCCUACUGAUGAUAAUGAGGGCGAAGAUUUAGAUAUGAUGAAGAUCUCUCAGAGUAAUAAGAAAGUUAAAGGGACAAGGGACAAAAUUAAGAAAGAGAAAGUGAGAGAAAAACAGAGGAAAAUCAGGAAGAAAAAGAGACUGCGAAUGAAAGCUCAGAAACAGAAGGAGAGGUUAAAGAGACAGAAGGAGAAGGAGAGAAAACAAAAGCAGAGAAAUAAGGAAAAUGGGGAUAAGAAAAAUGUAAAUAAGGGGAAUGAAAGAAAGAAUGUAAAUGAUAAUGUGGAUGAAGAUGUAAAUGAUAAUGAUAAUGAUAAUGUAAACCUUGAUGUUAAUGCUAGCGAUAAUGAUAAAGUUGGUGAUGAGGUUGAGGUAGACACUAUUGAUAUUGAUGAAAAUGUAGAAAAUAGUGACAAAAAUGACAAGAGAAAACGGACUAAGAAUGAUAAAAAAGAGAAAAAUAGGAAGAAAAAAGAUAGGAAAAAGAAAGAUAAAAAUAAGGUUAGACAUGAUAAGAAUAAGAACAAAGGGAGGAGAAGGGGUAAAAAGAAGCAGGAUGUGUUAGGUGUUACUGCGAAAACUCUGCUUGGUGUUAGUCUCAAGCCAACCAGUGCAACACCGCCGGAGCCUGGUGUAACACGGCAGAGUGGUGUUACACUCUCAGUCGAACAGAUCAGGGAAGAAAAGGAGCCUGACAAAAAUAGCACAUCUGAUGCUGAGCCAACGCCCUUAAUGCCGCCCAAUCCGAGCGAGUCCACGGUAAUGACACCAGAGGUUGCCACAAGUCCUAGCAUAGAUUACGGGCUGAGCACUGCCAGUGCAGAUUAUGGGCCAACCACUGCCGCUACAGAUUAUGGGCCGACCAUUGCGGGUCUCGACCUAAAUCUAGAAAAUGAAACUGAUAGCAUUGCGGGCAUUUCAAUUACAGAUGACCGAAUGUCAGUAGACAUGCCCGUCGUUGAUCAGCGGCGCCCCAGGCCACUCUCCGAUGACAGCACGGUGAAGAAGCCAGGCAGCCAUGGGUACAAGAACUCCAAAUUGUCAGAUGAUUUGGAGAAGGGUCUUCUGAGCAGCAGAAAGCCGUCGGAGUCUGACCUGGCAGAAGGUAGUGGUGCUGCCGAGGAGACUGUGUAUGUCAACGACUGUACCCCUGCCACCAAGGGCAUGCUUCACCUUGACCCCGCGACCUCUCUCAUUUACAAAUGUGACGGCUAUGACUGGCUGUCCCUUGAUGAUGAAUUCAGGGCAUUAUUGAAGAGUACCGCCCCAUCCACAACAACCGAACGGCCAACAGCUGUCAAGACUGUUAUCAGUGCGAGUGAAUGUUUACCGGGGUGGUUAAAAUCGAAUGGCCGCUGCUACAAGCCAUUUGAUGAGCUGAUGACGUGGACCAUGGCUCAGAAGCAAUGUCGACAAUUUGGUGCUGAUCUGCCUAGCAUUUGGGCCAUCCAGCAGUUAGACUGGCUAUGGCGGCUCAUUGGUCAGGAUAAGUUCUGGAUUGGUCUGAAUUGUCAGCAGACGUUUAGAAAAUGGGAAUACAGCAAUGGGGACCCCGUGACCUUCACCUAUUGGCGGGACGAGUACCCAAGAGGUGGACCGCUGAGCGCCAAAAACUGUGUUCUGGUGCGGGAAGAUAAAUUCUGGACUAAUAGACCUUGUAACACACUCAGAUCGAAAUUUGUGUGUUCGAAACUACCUCUCUCAAUACACCGAACACGAAAUUAGGAAUCUCCCUCUGUAAAUGUUUGCAUAAAUCUGACAGAUGUUUUGUAAGAAUAUUUCAAUGAAAUAUGUGUUUUUUUGUGGCACGCAUAACAACAUUAAAAAAUAUUUGACUAUAAUCCUUGGAAAUAUUUGGUUUGCAAGUUCUGAAUUUUAUUGAGCUGUAAAGUGUCCAAAUUGCACCAGUGUCUUUCUUGGCCUUUCAAUCUUACAAUAAUAGGAGAAACUAGUGACUGCUGUAGACUACCAAAUGUUUGCGCUCCCCUUUUUUUUGCUAUUCACAAAAUGUUCUGAAAAAAAUAAAAUUAGCACGAUUUAGAUUUUUGGGGCAGAUCACAAAAUUUCUGUCAGUUUUCCAAUGAAACAGAUUUCUGCAAUUUUUGUUUUUGCAAAUCUCACUUUUUUGCAAACUCUACAAAUUAAGUGACGUACAGUAUGGACUUGGUCCAAAUCCUCCUAUGUAAUUUUUGUUGCAUAAUUUCCUGAGAGAGUAUUGCUCCCAAGAAAGGAAAGGGUGUUGGCUUCAGGGCAAUGUGAAGUAAAAGUCUUUUAAAUUACUUGUAUCUGAAAUAUUGUCACAAUGCGUCUUUGGCCACAUGUCUUUUUUUUCUUGGUUUACAGGAGAGACGACUGGGAAUUUUUGGACGUAAAAAGAAGAACUAUUUCAGGAAAAACAAAGUUUUGAAUUUUGGAUUUUUGUGCUCACAAGUCCGGUUUAGUUCUGAUAAAUGCUUUGUGGUCACACCCCUGUACACAUUUGUCUCAAUUCUAUUUUCAAGUUUAUUCUGACCACUCGCCCAUAACUUUUGGUAAUUUCUUCAUGUAAAACAAGAAGUAUAAAACGUGUGGCCUAUAUGGAUGUCAUACUUGAGUUUUUAAAGUUCGUAAUAUCAUGUCUGGAUGUUGAUAAACAUUUAUAUUAAAAAUGUACUUUGUACACUAUGUUGUAAGCGAAGUAAUGUAUAAUUUUUUUCACACCAACGAGGCGGAAGAUAUGUGUAAUUUUCAUACUGCGUAAUUAUGUUGUGAAGGUCAGCCGACCUUUAUGUAAAAAUUGUUGUCAAUAGUAUAUUGAAAAAAUGUGUUGGGGAAUGUGUCAGUAAUUGGAUGACCAUUACCUGAUGAAUGCGUGGUUUGGCUCAAUAUGAAAAAAAAUUGUGUGGCGGUCUAGUUGAAAUUAGCUGUGCUAUUGCCCGAGAAUGGCUCAUCUGGCUGGACCUUAUCCCAGUUUCUCUGUUGGUCUUAAGGUUACAUGUACCUGUUUAAAGUCGUUGUUUUGAGAACAAGGGAAAAUACAGUAGAACCUCUCUAUCAAGGACACUCUCAGGACUGACAAAUGCUGUCCUUAAUAGAGAGGUGUCCUGAUUAGAGAGGUCAAAUUGAAUGGAAACAACCAAUUUGGGACCAGAAUGAGUGUCCUUAAUAGAGAGGUUGUCCUUAAUAGGGAGGUGUCUGCUACUGUAGUUGUGGAUUGUUUUUUGGGGGGGGGGGGUGGGGACAAAUGAUUUGGUCUAAAAUCCUGCUAGGCGUCCGGCAAGCUAUAUGGUUUUCCACUACCAAGCCAACAUACAUGUACUUCCUUGAGUGAUUUUGGAGCAAUAUUUUGUCCAAAUGGAUUUCCAAAAAUGGGCGAAUACAACGAUUCAAUAUGUCUCAGGUUUGAAUAUGACAUUUCAUAAUUCCUAUUGUGUGUAUUAUCUUAUUUGAAUCAACAGCCUCAUAAGAUGUCAAUGACGCAAUAAUAAAAUUUUUACUAUGGACUAAUUUUUUUCCCAGACCACCACACAUUUUUCAUAUUAACCAUUGGACAUGUUGGAAAGCGUGUUUCUUGUGCAUUGGGUGUGAGCCUUCCAUUCAUCAAAGCCACACUCAGCUUUUGUUUUCAAAGAGCAACUUGUUACAUUUUGAUUUUGGUCAGUUUGAUAAAUUUAAAUGCCAUUUUGUUCAUGGUUAUAUCAUAUGUAUGAUCACUACCAUACGUCAUGAUACAUAUAUUGUCUGGAAUUAACAAAGAUUUAAAGACAGUAGAACCUCUCUUUUAAAGGCGCAUUAGGCACAGCGCAGGAAAAUAAGGGUCAGAUUGGCGGUCUUUGCCGGGAGAAACUCACAUCCACAAUUAUGGGACUUGUUUAUGUUCUAUUCAGCAAUAAUGUAUUUCUCUUACAAGCAUGAAUGUUUUCGAUGGACUGUGAGAUGGGAGAGACCCCUAUUGGCAAUGUUGUGUAACUUAAUCAGACCUACCUGGCUACCGACUAGUGUCCCUUUAAGGAUGCCUUUGGUACUAACAAGUGCUGUUCUUAGAGAGGUGUCCUGAUUACAGAGGACAAAUUGAAUUGAAAAAGUUACAGAACAAAUUGAGUGUACUUUAUAUUAGAGAGGGUGUCAUGUUGAGGCAAAACAGACGUGUCCAUUGAGAGGGGUUCCACUGCUCUUUGUCCAUACUUGAUAAUAUUGUACAGUACCUGCUGUUAAAUACUCUAUUCUCCAAAAGUUCAUAUUUCAUUUACAUGAGGUUCAAAGAAGGCCCUUCUCUUGAGUUAUGUGCUUCUUGUCCUUCAUGCAUCUCGUAUUUACAUCCUCAUCACAAGUAGACAUAAAUAUUGCUUAAAGUAGCCCAAGUUUUAAAGGACAAGCUGUGUGAGAAAAUGUGCCCCGAUUAAAGUAUCGGGCGCGGUAUAAUGUCUUCACUGGUAUGUCUUGACAUAACAUCAAUCGCAGUUAUGUUUCUGGUUUGCAGAUGGCCUCCCUGGUUUUUAAGGGGGGGAUAUGUUAGAUCAACUGGUGCCAUUAUAGUGCACCCGGUAACCGCGUGGUUGUUCGAGUUCCAAGGCAUGGAAAGUUGUCCUGACCUAUCUCACCACCCAGGAGGGCACAUUUAUUCUUACAACUCAUCCUUUAAAUUGGAAAACGACUUGUGGAUUGUUCCACUAAAAUAGCAGCAGCACCGAGCAAGAAUUAAUGAAGACUAGUCUUUAUUUAUCACUCUUGAUGAGAGCUAUAUGAAAUCAUAUUGGAAUUUUUAUCAACAGUGGUAGGUAACUACUAAUGGAAGCGUAACAGAAUUUUGUAUCACCAGAUAUCUUCUAUCUAUCUAAUAAGAAAACUUGAAGCUGAUUAUGUUCCCAAAUCCAACAGCAAUUGAGUCUUAGUUCUACUUACUUGCUGUUUCAUCAAUUGUGAGUUCUACUCAACCAGGUUCAUUCAGAUGUUAUUAUUUAUUUAGAAUAAAAAUGUUCCUUAUACCUAAAGAUAGAUUUUUCACGAAUUUGGAACUAAAGAUUACUGUACAAAUAGUUUCUAUGCAACCGAAGAUCACAGUUGAGGUGUUGGCCAUGGUACUGUCUAUGCCCAGGACUGCUCAAUCUAUUUAGAGUUGUGGGUCAAAACCUUGGAUUGGUGGUUGCUUAAUUAUCCUCCUAGGUUGAACUCAACUGGGCGCUAAAUGAGCACCUCCUUGCAACCAACCCCAGAGUGCCUCAGUGAAUAGAUAUAAUAGUGACAGUCAGUGUGAAGUGCCUUGACAGAACUGGUCAGUGAGACACACUUUGAAUAAUCGACCAAUAAUGUCAUAAUUGAGUGAAUCAGCAGCUCCAUGCAACCCUAGAGUGCCCCAGAGCUAUGAUAGUGAUAGUCAUUGUGACAGUCACAGUCAAGACAGACCUGCAUGGUCAGUGAAAAGUACUUUGAAUUAGCCGCCAAUAAAAUGUUGUUUUGAGCAACCUUGCCCUGAUUGAUGGCAUCAGAACACUUUUUUCAAUUGCAAUCAAAGAUUUGACUGGCAUAGCCUGUGACAUGGUCAAUCACAUAAUGAUAUUUUACUGUGCUCUUGGUUGAUUCUUGCAUCAACAUUAUAUCCUUAUACAAAGUUUGUGUAUAUAUUAUUGUUCGUCUGAAUAUACAGUACUUUUAGCUCAUAAUAUUCUAGUAGACUGUAUAAUAUGAAAAAUAUGUUUUUGUAAGACUUUUAUCACAAUAAAAAUGGUAAAUAUAUAAGCGA